UGUAGCGUCGAGAUAAAGCCCACGAAGAAGAAUCUGCUCCAUCAAGAGGCCAACCGCAGCUAGCUAACAGAAACGUAAACAGCAGUGUCUGUUCUGCUUCAACACUUCACCCUCUGUCGUCGUCUUUAAUUCCACAAUAACUACAUGAUGUGUUAGUUUAUAUUAAAGGCUCAUGGUCAGACAUGUUUGUUCGGAAGUCGGAUGUACGAAGGCCUUGAAGUUGUCCUGCUAACAGAUGCCCAUGAUUCAGCUGGAGAAGCCGGUCCUGACUGGUACCAUGCCGGUGGUAUGGCCCACCAUCCUCGACCUCGGCAGAGACGAGUGCAAAAGGAUCCUCCGUAAACUGGAGCUGGAGGCGUAUGCUGGGGUGAUCAGUGCCCUACGAGCUCAAGGAGACCUGACGAAGGACAAGAAGGAUCUGCUGGCAGAACUCACAAAGAUCCUUGGUAUCUCCACAGAGCGUCAUCGGGCUGAAGUCCGUAGAGCUGUCAAUGAUGAGCGCCUCACCACCAUCGCAUAUCACAUGUCAGGCCCCAACAGCUCGUCUGAGUGGUCCAUUGAAGGUCGUCGGCUGGUCCCCUUGAUGCCGAGGCUAGUCCCUCAGACGGCCUUCACUGUGACUGCUAAUGCAGUGGCCAGUGCCACAGCCAAUCAGAACGCCUCCCUGCUGCUGCCGGCUGAAACGGGAAACAAAGAAGUGGUCGUAUGUUACUCCUACACAAGCACCACCUGCACCUCCACCAGCGCCACCGCCACCAGUGGAGCCAUCGGAGCAUCCGUGAAGUCUCCACGACCUCCCAGUCCUUCAUCUAAUGUGGUGGUGCUGCCCAGUGGGAGCACCGUCUAUGUCAAGAGUGUGAGCUGUUCGGACGAAGACGAGAAGCCUCGUAAGCGGCGGCGGACCAAUUCGUCCAGCUCGUCUCCGGUGAUGCUGAAGGAGGUGACCAAGGUGUCGCCGCAGGUGUCCAAGAACAUCACGGUGCCGGUGAGCGGCAGCCCCAAGAUGAGCAACAUCAUGCAGAGCAUCGCCAACUCCCUGCCGCCUCACCUGUCCCCCGUCAAAAUCACCUUCACCAAGCCCACCAUCCAGACCACCAACACCACCACCCAGAAGGUCAUCAUCGUCACAACGUCCCCAAGCUCCAACUUUGUGCCCAACAUCCUGUCCAAGUCUCACAACAACGCCGCCGCCAUGUCCAAGCUGGGCUCCACCUCCAUGCUGACCACACCUACCCACAAACAGACAGUGGUGUUCCCUGCCAGCUCCAGCCCCUCCUCCAAUGCCACUACUGUCGCAGUGACCUCCGUGGUCUCCUCCACACCCUCCGUGGUCAUGUCGACUGUGGCAACAUGUGCUGCCUCGGCUGCAGUGAAGGUGGCCUCAGCCAGACUUCCUUCGCCAAAGACUAUGGUGGGCUCACCUGCUCAGAUCCUGGCUCAAUUCCCCAAACAGCAGUCACCCAAACACUUGCAGCAGAGCUCACCUGUGGGAGCAGGUGUGAGUCAGAGCAGCAGCUCACCUGGAUCAGCUAAACCCACCAUCCAGAUCAAACAGGAGUCAGGAGUGAAGAUCAUCACUCAGCAGGUUCAGCCCAGUAAAAUCCUGCCCAAACCUUCGUCAGUGGCUCUGUCCAGCAGCAGCUCCUCCCCCAUCAUGGUUGUCAGUAGCAACGGGGCCAUCAUGACUACCAAGCUGGUCACUCAGCCCACAGCGACGCAGGCCACCUACACCAGGCCCACUGUGAGCCCCAGCCUCGGGGCGAGGAUCUCCGCCUCCAGCGGAGGGACCACCUACGUGAAGACGACCAGCGGCAGCAUCAUCACAGUGGUGCCCAAGUCUCUGGCCACGCUUGGAGGAAAGAUCAUCAGCAGUAACAUCGUGUCAGGCACAACCACCAAGAUCACCACCAUCCCCAUGACCUCCAAACCAAAUGUCAUCGUGGUUCAGAAGACCACGGGGAAAGGAGCCACCAUCCAGGGCCUGCCGGGCAAGAACGUGGUGACCACGCUGCUCAACGCCGGGGGUGAGAAGGGGCUGCAGGCAGUUCAGGGGACCAAACCAGCGAUCAUCACAGCCUCCAGACCGAUCACCAAGAUGAUCGUCACUCAGCCCAAAGGCCUGAGCUCCGGGUCCACGUCCACCGCCACCAAGAUCAUCCCCACCAAGAUCGUCUAUGGCCAGCAGGGCAAGACUCAGGUUCUGAUCAAACCGAAGCCGGUCUUUCAGACAGCGCUGGUGAGUGAACAUACGAGGCAGCUGGUGACAGAAACGCUGCAGCAGGUGACCCGAUCGGCUGACCUGGGUCAAGCUCAGACCUCUGGACAGGACGGGUCCACAAAGGAAGAGUCCAGCAGCUCCACAGGAGAGAUGUCUCACGGCAGUGUUCAGGAGCCUCAGCCUGUAGUGCAUGUGGUGUCCUCCAGAGAGCAGGAUUGGACAGAACAGGAAGUGUCUGUGGAGUCCAGUCCCACCAUCAUUUACCAGGAGGUCCCUGCUGGAGAGGCCCAGUCUGCCACAUCCACCAUCAAAGCGCUGCUAGAGCUGCAACAGACCACAGUGAAGGAGAAGGGGGAGGCCAAACCCAGACAGCACACCAUCGACCUCAGUCAGAUGGCCGUCCCCAUCCAGCUGAGCCAGGAGAAGAAGACGAGCCCCGAGUCCCCCAGACCCUCCAGCUCAGAGGCCGAGCCCAGCACAGAGUACAGCGCAGCAGGUAAAGUCAGCAGAGUGGGUGUGUCCUUGGAGGGUGAUGAUGUGGUCAUGUCGUCCAAUCCGCUGCUGGCGAAGCCUUUCAAAACUAGCAGCAGUCAGGUGGUUACCAUGGUAACCAAACCAGCUGUUGUGUCUGCAGCUGUUUCACACAUCAGUCACAUGCCCUCUGACAGUAAGCCUGAGUCAGUUGUGGAGGUCAGUGAGAUGGAAGGAGACACGCUGGACCCUCAGACUGGUUUGUUUUACCGCUCCAGCCCAUCAGCUGCUGACCCUGUGAAGCAGACCAGCCUGUCUGCAGCUAGUCAGCCUGCCCUGUGUCAGACAGAAAGCUCCGCCUCUAUCCAGCCUCCACCGCCGCCGCCGCAGCUACAUAGCAAACCUCAGCUCAGCCAGCCCUCCUCCUCCUCCACUCCUCCUCUGACCAAGAAGCUGCCAAAGCUCAGAGAGCAGAGUCAGCCCAAAGUCCAGACCCUGACCCCAAGUCCCAGAGACCGACCUGUGAUGGUACCUGCUCAGACCGGUACAAAGGUCAGCAGCCCGGGAACACCAACCAAACCUCUGCUGACGCCACAGCUCCCAAAACUCCAGCAGGCCCCGACCUCCCUCCACAGACCGCUGCACACCGCCAUGUCCCACCCUCCUCCACUGCAGGCGCACCACCCGGUCAGCACGGACAAGACCACCUCCAGCCAGCAGCCAAUCAUCACACAGAGCGCCACUGUCACUAAGAUCACCUUUGGCUCCUCCCACCAUUCAUCUCCAGUCUUCAGCAGCGGCGAGGCCACCGCCAAGCUGAUCCCCGAGUCGAGCUCUGGGCCAUCAGGUGAGAAGCCGUCGGUGUCGGACAUCCUGAAGAUCUCCAUGAUGGAGGCGGAGAUCGACCCUAGCACCGAGCCCAUGGUGGUGGACUCAUCCAGUGACUGUGGUCCUCUGGGGAAGAGCCUGGAGGUCCAGACCAUGUCGGGGACGCUGGACUCAGGACAGUUCAUCAGCAGCUCAGGAGCCUCCAUCCACCACACAAAGAACCAGCAGUUCAGCUGCAUGCCGGGCCUGACAGCCCAGAGGAGCAAGGAGGACGUGGAGGUCAUUGAGGUGAUCCCUCAGUACUCCAUCCUGCCCGACUCCAGCCAGUCCAACGUGGUGGUGGAGCCCAGCGGCUUCCUGGAGAUCACCAACUACACCAGCCAGCAGCUGGAGGAGGACAGCCCCAUGGAGCAGGAGGUGGACAGCAGCAACGACGAGGCCGCCGCUGCCAGUCCACCUGACCAGCCGUAGAGCCGGUGAGGUGGCAGAGCUGAUCUGUUGGAUCAGAACAGAGACUGACCAGCUGUUCCAUAGAUGAAGAGCAGAACUGUUUUCUGUGUAAAUAUGAGUUUGUUUCCUGCCUCAGCCAACGGCUCUCCAGUUUCUCACUGUCAUUGAGGUGAACCAUCAGUUUGAGUUGGACCGCGGCCUGCACACACCCGUCACGUUGUAUGUCCAGUGGUACCAGUGGGUCCAGUGUUUGUCCUGCAGAACUCUGUUGGAUAAAAUCACCUGAGCUGCAGACGCAACGCUCUGAAGUUCUUACACAUGAAUAGUGUUUGACCCCUCUUCUGACUCAAGGACCGAGCCAGAUCAGACUGAAUAUGGACAAUGGACCAGAACCAGAACCGAGUCCGACAUGUUUUCCAGCUGUUGACUGUGACUGAUGUGAUAAACAUGGAGCUUUUGUUUUGUAAGAUACAUUCUGGAGAUGAGUUGCUGCCGUCAGUUCACUUUGUUUCUGUUUCCACUAUGCUGCGUUUGUUUUCUACCUGUUCAGACCGACGACUCAUGGUCGAAAACAUUUACCCUGCACAAUAAACCAGCUGAGGAGACAUGUCAGGCUGCGUCAUUCAAACAGAACCAGGUCAUGCUGAAACUUGGUCAGACAUGUUGAAGACUCACAGAUCUUCUGCUCUCCAUCAUCUUUCAGUCACAUUUAGUUUUUAUGUGAAGAAGUUUCAUUUUAAGUUAAAAACUACCCAAAUUAAAUCGA
This is a messenger RNA of Acanthopagrus latus (yellowfin seabream), 4733 nucleotides long. RefSeq names its product EMSY transcriptional repressor, BRCA2 interacting (gene emsy). Lineage: Eukaryota; Metazoa; Chordata; Actinopteri; Spariformes; Sparidae. Gene Ontology annotation, cellular component: nucleoplasm. The transcript is spliced from 20 exons. The record is from RefSeq and is a predicted model, not a curated record. The coding region runs from base 236 to 3988 and encodes 1250 amino acids. Gene Ontology annotation, biological process: regulation of DNA-templated transcription.